AUGGCCGUUGACUUGAUUACUAGUUAUGAAGCAGAAAUCAAUCGUCUUAAUCAAUCUAUUCAAAAUCGUGAACAACUUUUCGAUCAGAAUCAGUUAAAUGAUCAAGAAAUGAAGGAACUGGCCGAUGAUAUUUUCCAACGGUGGCUUAUCAAUGAAUUUUUACAACAUCUUCGACAAGAACAAGAACGACGUCGUCAAGCUGCUCAACCAACUCAAUAA
This is a messenger RNA of Rotaria sordida, 219 nucleotides long. The record is from the annotation of a GenBank genome assembly. Lineage: Eukaryota; Metazoa; Rotifera; Eurotatoria; Philodinida; Philodinidae.